Messenger RNA from Adineta ricciae, 1998 nucleotides. NCBI's taxonomy places the organism in Eukaryota, Metazoa, Rotifera, Eurotatoria, Adinetida, Adinetidae. The record is from the annotation of a GenBank genome assembly.
AUGUCAUCACCGAAACUGUCGAUCCGACUUGUAGCCGUUUGUCAAAAAGAACAAAUAAAUUCAUUCGAUAAACGGCAAAUUCCAAUCAAUAUCGAUGAGAAUCUUGUUAUGAAACUUCAAAUUGACGAUUUGUGUCUUCAAUAUGAUCAGCAAUCGUGGAAGAACGCAACUAAAACCUAUUCAACAUUUCUUCAAGAAUAUCAAAAACUAACUCAGGAAGAAUUACAUGGAGCUCUGUGUGUAUCGAUAGGUCAAAUCAAAGAGUACAUUCGACAUUGUGUGCCAUGUGUUGGCUGUCGAACGAGUAUUGAAAAUUUUAUCAAAUCGUUGAUCGAACACCACCAUCCAGGACUCGAACCUCUUCAUAUCAAUGACCAAGGAUUAAUCACAAUCAAAAGCACGUACACAUCGGAUUCGAAGAAUAUCUAUACGCUAUUUCAUGUUCACGGAUCGAAAUUGAAGUCAAUCGUUGAAAACAUUCCGAAAUCCAAGAAGAAUCGUCGAUGUAAUAUACAUCUAUUAGAUAAAGCUCGAUCAAUCAAUGAUUGGGAGAUUGUUUGGGAUACGAUGAAUGAUGAAUGUCGAGAAGAAAUUACUCUAGUCGAAACUGAGUGUUUACUUGGCAUAUUAGAAAACUAUUUAUGUAAACACAAGUUUUGUAUGGAAUGCAAAUUGAAAGUCUUAGAAGCUUAUGAUCUCUUGAUGGGUGAUGUUGAUUAUCGGCAAAAGGAGAAAAAAGGAUUUUGUCCCGCCCUGUAUGAAGGUUUACGACCGUGCGCUAACGAGAAACAUAUUCAUGUCGAUCCAAAGAGAGACUUGCUUAGUCAUUUAAUAUCCCGUGCUCAAUCAGAAAUUCACGAUAGUUUGCGUGAACGUCAUGCGAAAACUUUAGACAUCGCUCAAGAAGAAAUCCUGACAUGUAUUGGAAUCUAUCUAUUCGAACGUUUCGACAAAAUUUAUCGAGCAUUACGUUCCGAGGAACAGACAUGGCAAUUGUUGUUUUAUAUUACAAUCGACUGUCUGAGAUUAAAUUUUGAAAAGGCUGUUGAUCGGACACAGGAUUUACAGACAACAUUGAAAAAUCUGUGUGAAGAAUUGUGUGAAACUGAAGAAAUUAAAACACAAAAGAAACAAUCGAAGCAUUCGAAACGAAAAUCUCGACGCGAGAACAAAACUGAUCAACACAAGUCUCAUGAACAGAAAGUCGAACUCGAGCCAACCGACUGCUACUGUUCCUGUACAUGUCAUAAGUGCCUUCAACGAUCAAAUUCCUUUUUAAUGGCAUCGACAGAUAUACCAUCGAUACCAUUAGGAAAAUCUCAGUCAUGUCUAUUAUCGUUGCUCCGGACGCCCGAAGCGAGUGCAAAGUCAGAACCUGUGAAUACUCCUGAACAAAACCUAUCGAUGUCAAGCUCGUUAGAACCAGUUUUUUCAUCGAUUUCAACAAGAGGAUGUGUUUGUAAUAAAAAACUUGCUAAUGCUUUGUGUGAUGAAAUUCCAAUCUUGGUAUGUAGCCGCUGUACGAGUGUACGAACUGAUCUUGGAUAUUCUUCCGAUACGUCCAAAGAAACAACUUCAGAUUUCAACGAUCGGGUUGGCUCUUCUAUUUUAGGACAAGACGAUGCGUUUUCACUAAGUCCGUACGAAAAAGAUGAUAGUGAUACGUCGACUUCAUCUGACCAUUCCAUUCUGUCGAGUAGUUCAAGCAGUGACACUUUGUCAAAUCAUGAAAAGCUAAUUGAACUAUGUGAUACAAAUCGAACAUGUAAAUUAAAAUUACAAUUAUGUGAUGAACAUCCAUUUUUUCAUAUGGAUUUGAAAGAAACUUGGGAUGACAUUUCUCAAUCGAAUAUUGAGAAUGAAGUCUAUAUAUCCGAUGUUGAUCUUUCUCAAUUCUUCUUACUCAAUCCAAACUUCGAUAGUAAACGUAGACAACUAGGCGAAGUAUUGGAGAACAAUUUCCAGCGCUGGAGACAAUGUUCAGCAUAUAAAAAUUGA